CAACUACUGACUAUGAACAAACGGUUGGAGCACAUGAAUUUGUGAGCGUCGCGGUCGGUAGCUCGGGUAGUGAAUAAACAAACAUUAGUACAUUCAUUAGUCAAUACCUUAAGUGACAGAAUUAAAGUUGUAAAAAAAAUAUAUACCUAUAUUAAAAUUAUGCUAAAUAUAAUACCUAUAAAUGCUUCGUUCAAUAAACAAUUAGCUUCAGAUUAAAAAAAAAUUGACUUAAUAUCUUUUGCAAUGAAAACGUAAAAUAACACAACCUGUUUGAAACCAACCUAUACCAACAUCCCAAACAAUUGUCAUUCAAUUUCGUCGAGAACGGUAUCCUCUAGAGCACUGCAUUCAAUGAAAAAAUACAGUACCACUUGUGAAUCAAAUGCAUUAAAGCAUACAAUUAUGAAAGUAAAGAUGUUAAUUGCUAAAAAAAAUAUUUACCUAUGAGUAUAUAGAAUAUCACCUUUAAGAUAAUUGCAUACAAAAUUGGAGAGAGAGGGAUAGAGAGAAAAUUAAGUGAUAAUAAUAACCAAACAUCAAGCACAACAAAAUUAUAAGCUCCUUCACCGUUCCGUCGUCGUCAAUGCAAUAUAAAGUGUUGUUAGUGUUUGUGCCAACCUCUCAUCGACCCCUCUUCAAACAAAAAAAAAACGUUUUGCAUGUUCAUAUGUGUGUGUUAAUCUUUUUCUACCUUUAUCGUUCGCCACAACAUUGCAUAUAAUAACAAAAAUUGUCGUUGAUUUUCUUUUACGGUGAAUCUUAUCUCCAAAUAGAACGUUAUUUGCAUAAAAAUAAAUUGAAUUUGAAUUUCCUAUCUAAAAGUUUUUUAUUUGGCAAAACCAAGUAUGUUUUAGAGCCGGCACAGCACAGCUGCAUUACGUGAGCCUAGUAGUUGUGAAUUUUUGAGCGCCUGUGUGAAUAUGUGUAAUAUCGGUGUUAACAACAACAAAAUAAUUUGAAUAUUUGGCAUCAUUUGGAAUAUUCGCUUAACAUAGCAUUUUGGAUUACUAGCAAGUAUAUCAGCAGCAAAAAAUAGAAGAUUACCCAAAACGAAUGCCAAAGUUUUGAGAUCUGAAACAAAAGAUAAGAAAACAAAAAAAAUCAUAUUAGUGAGCUAUCGAUCCAGUCAUACACCGACACCCAUACAACAGGCCAUAUGAAAUUUUAUUUAAAUAAUAAUUAACUCAAAAAUACCAAAACUAAAACAACCACCUAUCCGCAAGCACAACAAACACGAUUUUAACAUAAGUUUUUGGAAAGAAUUUUCAAAACUUGUUGCUGCACAAAGAAGUAGUACUCGUAGUUGGCACGAAUAAAAAAAUCAAAAAAAAAGUUUAAAAGUAAGCAACAAAAUUGCACAAAAAAUAUAUCCAUGAAUUAAGAAAAUUGCCUCGCCAUACAUGCAAUUGAAAAAGUGAAUGAAUAAAAAAAUUUUAAAGUGAAGUGGCAUUCCUUAUUAUUUUAAGUUAAAUUUAAAAGUUUUAAUAUAGCAAUAGCGUGUUUAGUGUUUGCAAGAAAACCAAUAAAAAAUCUAAAGGCUUCUCUUUCCCUCUCCUCUAUAAUAAAAUCAGUGAUUAAUUAGUGGAGAAAUAAAACUUCCUCUGAAUAAAAUCAAAAUCAAAAAAAACCCACACGAACGUCUUUGUAAAAAUGCCAGAAAAUGCAUAAUUUUUCGCAAUCUCUCAAUUGAGAAGUGAAGAAAAAAAGAUUAUUUUGUGAAUUUGUGUUGUAAAAAAAAUACAAAAAAUACAAUUUGAAUUUAUCAUGUAAUCAAAUGCCAAAUGCAACAUUCCAUGGAUUGUGGUUUUUAACAAGACGAACGAGCAUAACGAAUAAAUCCAAAUCCAUAUCCAACGCCCUAGUCCUCUCGCUGGCGUGUUGUGAGGGGCCUCAUGGUUGAGGUGGCUUCUUCAGUAGGGAGUGGGGCAUCAUUUUAUUGCAUGUGGUUACAAUAAGUUGCCCAUUUUUUGUGCUUUGAAAACAAACAAAAAAAAACAAAACCCAAAAAUAUUUAUUUUGUUUUUCUUGUGGAUUUUUGGCGUUAUUUAUUCUCUCCAAAAAUCAGUUCACUUGGUGCAUAAUUUUUAUCGACCACCACCAGCAACAUCAAUAACAACAACAACAUCGAUAGCCACCACUUCACACCAUUAAUUUGUUAUAGCUGCUAGCAGUGGCAGUUUAUUUAUUUUAUUGUUUGAAAAAUUCCAAAAUCAAGCGACAAUUUUUUCCUCGGAAAAAUAUAUAAUCCACCACCCCUUCACCGCCCUUCCUUUCCCCAUAAUGGAUGUUUCUGAGGCAUUGCCAUCAUCGCCACGGCAACAUCAACAAACAAAUGAGCCAUUGUCAUCCGGCGAAAUGUCAUUAACUCCCACAUUGCAGCCACAAACACCAACAUCAACAAUGACAGGUAUGGCAACAGCAACAACACCGACGACACCAUCAACAGCUGCUGUUGCUAUUGCUGCCAUAACAACGCCAGCACUAGCAACCAUAACCACGCCGAGGACAGCCACUCAUACACCGCGAGAAAUACCCACCAUGUACAUAUUGGAUGAUCUUUAUGACGAUGAUUAUAUAGAUCAAUCCCGCCAUAAACCAAUUAACAGUUACAAUACCACAACGCCUACGGAAACUCCAGAUCCUUCAGUCAGCAUUCAGCUGGCUCCAUGCCCAAUUUGUUCGCGGACUUUCAAUCCCGUAACUCUGCGUAAACAUGUGGGCAUAUGCGAGAAAAUGGCCACCAAGAGGCGUAACAUUUUUGAUUCGUCACGUCAAAGGAGAGAAGGAACUGAAUUGGCUACAUAUCCAUUGCCGAAAAAUUUCGGUUUACCUGAGAAAAGUUCCAGCAUCACCUUGACAAGGACGAGAAGCGAAAGGGGACAAUCACCAAAUCCACAACAGCAGAUAUCCUCCCCCAUUAUGCAACGCAAGAAACCCUCGGAAGAAUUUAUUCGAUCUACAGCACGUUCAUCAAUGCGUAAAUUGUCAACAUCAUCAGCCAACGAUGGUAUGACCACUUCCAGCAAUUUUAGUCGUGAUCGUUUAAGAUCCUCAGAACGCUCUCUGACACGUCGUGGAGCCAUGCAAACUCAAUUACCCUCCGAACAGUGUCCUCACUGUGAUCGUUGCUUUGGUUUAAAGGCCUAUGAUCGCCACGUGGAAUGGUGCAAGGAGAAGGCCUUACAAGCUUCGAUAAAACAACAGGCAUCUAAUAAAACUGAGGAGAAUGUGGCAAAGGCACGUCUGGAGGCAAGAACCAAAUAUCGAGCGCCUUGCUUAAAAACUAAACGCUCUAUGAAUCGCGAUAAAUAUUCCGGUGCAGCGGGAGAUGAAAACGAAGACAGUCCUAAAUCAUUAAAGAUUGGCAUGAAAUCCCAUGAUACCAGUUUAAUGUCCAUGUCUAUGACAUCAUCAAUGACCAGUGAAAGCAAAACAACAACGACCUCAACGAAACCAACAGGAAAUAUUAAUGAAGCAUCUGAGAAAUCAGCAGCAGCACCAUCAACAUCUCCUACUACUCCUCCUCAAACAACAUCCUCAUCUACAUUGUCUUUCCAUAGUAAUAAGCAAAAACGUUCACGUGACAAAAGUCCACAACCACCUUCAACGCCGUUGGCUAAUGUCAAAGAAGAAGAGGACGAUCUUGCUGCUUCAGAUUCAAUAGAAAAUUGCGAAAUGGAAAUGCCAGAUUUCCGUUUGAUGGGUGAACAGAUGACAACAUCCGUCAGCUCCACCACCAUUGACAUCGUCACCAAUGCCACUAACACCAAGAAAAUUGACAAAGACAAGCCUGCAACUAAAAACAAAGAAAAAUCCAAUAUUCCCCCAGCUGCAGCGGCAGCUACGGCCAAGCAUCCAUCCAAACAGCAAAGCAAAAGCGUGCUAGCUGAUCAUAAAUUUCAAGCGGAUGUCAUGCCGGGGGUGCCGCCAAAGAAAAAGACACCCAGUGAUUUGUCCCUGAAAUCAAUGAGACACACAAUUUUGAAGCAAGCGCCACAAAAUGGCAUGGAAACCGCUCACAAAGAAAUAGGUGGUGGAGUUGCGACAGUUCAACCUAGCCUAGAUGAUCAACGUAACACCGAAGAACACCCAUCUCCGAAAACAAAAGUUGAGUUAGCCAAGAGUUUGACUUUUUAUGCUUCACCUCCUAAAAAAUUGGGUGAAAAAUCAAAAUCUUUAUCACAAGAACAAACCAAAAUUUCCAUGGAAGAAUAUUUUAUUACAGAAGACAACAAAAGCCAAGAAGUAGAAAAGGAAGCAGCUAGCAAGCAUGCACCUAGAAUUGCUCCCCAUUAUACGGAUAUGAAUGAAUGCCAUGGCAAAGAAAUGCAAGAAAAUCGAGUAAUGGGAUCUAAAAAAGUCAUAUCUUCUAGAAAAGAGAUAAAGAAAACACAAAGACUAGAAAAGCCAUUGAAAGAAGAGUUUAAAAUAUCCACGCGGGUCAAAAAGCAAACGGGCAUUAAGCAGUCUACUUUGGUGCGAAACGAUAAACGCUAUACAGAGACAAGGCAGCCAAAGCUUAAAAGGCAGGAGUCUAUCUUUGAUGAAAAGUAUAUCAAUGAUGAUGACGAAGAUGAAGAUUUGCAGCAAUUGUAUUUGGAUGAACUUAAAAUAAGGCCUCAAUUGAAAAAUCUGUUAAAAUCCCUUUCCAAAGAAAAAUCAUCUUUGAAGAAAUUAUCUUUGGCAACUAAACGUCAAGCUCCUGAGAAGAAAGAUAUUAUUCGGCAGUCUUCAAUAGCCGAAAGAGUUAGACCAACUUAUAAGUUUGGCAGAACUAUAACUGAAGAUAAUUCUUCUUUUACAGAAGAAAAUUUGCAUAGGUCCAUGAUUUCUAAAGAAUAUAUUAAAGAAAACGAAGAAAACUCUUCGUUAAUCGCAGGAGAUAUGGCAGCUCUAAACUAUGGCAAUACUAUUUCUAAAGAGUAUUCAAAGGAAAAUGAAAAAAAUUCUUCACAUAAGUUUUCAACAACGUUCUCUAAAGAACAUUCCAAAGAAAAUCAAGAAAACUCCAAGCGUUUUAAAGAUUUUCCUCAAGAAAAACUCCAUAAAUAUAUAAAGGAAGAUGAAGAUAAUUCUUCAUUAGCCAAAGAAGAUAUAACAACUCAUAAGUUUUCCCCAAUGGUUCCUAAAGAAUAUUCCAAGGGAAAUCAAGAAAACUCCAAGUGUUUAAAAGAUUUCCCCCAAGAAAAAAUUAAUAAAUCAUUUCAAACUGCAUUGUCUAAGAAAACUUUCCAGGAACUUGAUAUAUCAGACAAAAAUAGUUCGUUUGCUUCCACGCCAAAAGCAGCUUCCCAGACUUCUAGCAAAGAGAUUUUACAAAGAGCUUACAAAGCUUUAGAGAAAAUGCAACGACAAUCGGAAAAUGAGGAUAACGAACAAAUUGCCAAGAAAAUGGGGGAUAUUCCAAAAGGGCUAUCUAAAGAACAAACAGAAAAAAAUGUUUUAAACUCCAUCGAAAUACCUGAAAUCAGAGAUCAAGAAGAAGAUGAGAAUCCCCAAGAACAACAUAAAAGUUUGAAAUCCUGCAUCUCAACAACAGAGUUAUUCAUUCAAAUUGAUUCUGAUACAGAGGAGGAAUUCAUAACCCCUCCAGAACAUCCCAAUAUGAGUGCUGAAGAUUUUCAAAACUCUAAGUCCAGCUUUCGAAGAUUUAGUCCACCCAUAAGGAAAGUCAAGCCAAAUGUAUCAACAAUGAAGGACAAUAUCCAAACCAAAAAGAUAUCAUCAACUAAAGUACAAGACAUUAAAACCCCCGCUUCGACUCCACAAUCAUCACGCUCCUCAAAAGUUGGAACACCUUCUGAGGAUUUACAUUCUCAAUCUAAAAUAUCAUCAAACAUGGAAAUUAAAACAACCAUGAAGAUUCCACUAACCAAAGGAAAGGAAUGCAAAAUCCCUGUUUCUGCUUCACAAACACCACGACCCAGUAAAAUUCGAGCUUCAACUCCUCCUCCAACACAAAGUGAGUUUUUCAAUGCCACUCCACGCUCUAUGGACUCUUCCAGCUUAGCUUAUAAACGACCCAUCAAAUUGGAAAUUAGUCCCGUUAAAACUUUAAGCAUUGGUCGACCUCAACGUAAACGUGUGCCCUCAGAAUCCUAUGCUAGCAACACUACUUUACCCAUGAAGGCUGUGCCCUUAAAUAGAGAGUUCAUAGAAAUUUCUAGAAUUUCAUCGGCUUACGAAAUUUCUCAGGAGGAUACAAAAGAACAUCCAAGAGAGUUUAAUAACGGCAGCAACAAAGAGUACCAGGAACCUAAGAGAGAGGAAGUAUCACAGGAGUAUGCUGAAGAAUCUGAUUCCAAUGAGUUCUCCACGUACUCUAAUAAUGACAAAAGCAAAGAGAAUCAGGAAUCUGAGAGAAAGCAUUUAUCUCAGGAGAAUGCUGAAGAAUCUAAUGACACUGAUGUCUCCCUGAAAAGUAUAGAGGGGAUUAAGGUGGCUAAUGAAACAUCACCACCACGCUUGCUACGCAGUGAUUCGUUUGUAAUAAGAACUACCAAAAAUAGAUAUAGUGACCUCACCAAAGUGGAAGAUAUGCUGGGCAACAAUCAGAAGCGGGAAAUUUUCAUUAGUAUUGAAACCGAACAAAAUGAUUUGGACAAGUCUCCCAUAUCCCCCAAUUCCAUUCGUCACAUGACGGGCAAUCCGCAAUGCGUGGUGGAGGUGGAAGUCGAUGCCAGCGAUAAUAAGUUCAGUAAAAUCAGUGAUGAUGAUGAACAACACCAGCCCUUGGAGCACAGCCAUGCUGGUCAUGGCCAUGGCCGCAAUCUAUCAUCUGGCCUCAGUCGAGCAAUGGCAGGAACCGCAGCAGCAGAUAUCGGAGUCGGAGGAGGUAAUCACUUUAAUGGUCAUUUUCUAGAUCAUCAUCACUUACCCAAUGUUCAAUUGAAUAACGCUAAAAAUCUUAUACAACAAAUGCAAAAAGAUUUCCACGCCAACCUGCGGCAAUCACUGGACCAGCAAGAUCGAUCCUCAAUGCAGACGACUGCCGCGGACAUGAUGGCAAUGAUGAUGCAACAAAGCAAUAAUCGUGGCAAAGCUCACAAGGCCACUGGCACGCCCAGUGGUGAUGCUUAUGCCGAUUCCGAUGAGCUUAGUAGUUUGGAUGGUUACCCAUUGUCGUCGCCGAACUCACGACUGGGUGUUAGUUCGAAAACGAGUGCAGACUCAGCCUAUGGGAGUCUCUCUCGCCAACGUUCAUCCGAACUAACCAAUCCACGCAAUUCUAGUCGCAAUCGAACCUUGCCUGCUAACGCUGGAGGGAAUGUAGUGCUUAGUCGUCCACUUACAGAGGAACGUGCCCGUCAAUUGAGUGCCUCAUCCAGUAGUAGCUCGGAGCAUGCCUUACCACCGAUCGGUGGCAAUAAUAAUUACCAAAAACAACAACAUGUGACACAAAUGUAUAACAAUAAUAACAUCAACAAUAACACCAGCAGCAACACUGGCAGCAAUGCCGCCAACAACAUGGAGGAUAUGUUACGGUAUGAACGCAAUAAUAAUUUCGAUGUACCUAUACAUCCUACCACGGGAGGACUAACCUCGCCAGUAGUAGCAACAGCACCAACAACAGCCAACCAACAGCAGCACUAUGGGCAUCAUCUACAUCAUCAUGCAACAAGUCAUGAGCCAACACCCAUGAGCUCAACCAAUCAAUUGUAUGGCUCAAACUCCACCAUGAGUUCAAGUAUGAAAAUGUCUAAAUUUUGUCAUGAAUGUGGCAGUAAAUUUCUCUUAGAUCAGGCUAAAUUUUGUAUGGAUUGUGGGGUUAAACGUAUCUGUUUGUAAAAGUCUCGUUAAGAUGGGGCUAAGCGAAUAGUAAUGGUAGUGCAAUAAUAUGCAGUAUAAUACACUAAUGUAGGCAUACUUUGGUGGUAUGCUGUUACAAGAAGCCUCAUGUGCAAUAAUUGUUGGUUUCAAAGCUGGCUGGGCUGGUCUGGUCUGGUCUGUUCUGAACUGGGCCUUAAAAGUAUACACACACACAUAUAUAUAUAUUUUGUUAUAAAAUCAAAUGCUAACCAAAAUUAAUAUUUAGCUAACUGUAUACCUAUAAUAAUUUAUACAUAUACAUACACCCUAUGUGAAAUAAAUCUAAAUAAUAUUAAAUAUUUAUAAAAACAAAGAAAGAUUUCUAUAUUUUUCUAAUUAUUCACCCUUAACCGAUUGAUUAUUGAUAUUGCAGAGACAGUGAAUAAUAUUUGUAUGUAAUUCAUUUAGUUUUUUAUUUAGUUUUUUAGACAUGUUUCUCUAACCCACAUAGAAAAGAAGAAGAAAGUUUAUACAGUUUCUCUUUUUUCAAGAACAAAAACUAAUUAUCAACGAUGUUAUGAUUCGAAAUGAAGCGAAUUUGGAAGAAUAACCACCAAAUUAACGAACAAAAUUUAUUAAUAAAAGCGAAAGGAAAACACAAAAUGAAACGAAAUGUUUUUAUCAAAAAACUUUGACGGUCGUAUUAACAAAACUUAAUGGAGCUUUAAAAAAAAUUUAUUGGAAAAAUCUAAAAUGGAAAUAUGUCAAAUAAACCAAUUUCAAAGCUUCAUUAAGUUUUGUGAAUACCGUUGAUAGUUUAAAACAGAUUUAAUAUAAUAUCUAGACAUUAUUAACUGAACAGAGCAAAAAAAAAU
Molecule: messenger RNA, 8624 nt
Organism: Stomoxys calcitrans (stable fly)
Lineage: Eukaryota; Metazoa; Arthropoda; Insecta; Diptera; Muscidae
Product: mucin-2
Exons: 10
Coding region: 2281-7788 (1835 amino acids)
Source: RefSeq, a predicted model, not a curated record